Alternaria arborescens is the source of this 708-nucleotide messenger RNA. RefSeq lists its product as hypothetical. The coding region runs from base 1 to 708 and encodes 235 amino acids. The transcript has a single exon. Lineage: Eukaryota; Fungi; Ascomycota; Dothideomycetes; Pleosporales; Pleosporaceae. The record is from RefSeq and is a predicted model, not a curated record.
AUGGUAUCUCCAUCGCCUCCUCCCAGCGGCCAACCUCCGCUGCUCGCGUCUCCCACAUCCGAUGUACAGCGCAGCUUCACAGGUGGCCACGCGCCUAUAGCUUCCCCACCGUCUGCUGUCAACACGCGACCUCCACCAUCAUCAUCACCCGCAAAUCAGCUACAACGCUAUCGUGCCCUCGGUCAAGCGCCCGUGGCGUCGCUGUGCUUCGAUCGCCGCGGACCGCAUGCAUCCUCCCCUACCAACAUCUCCAGUCUUCCUGCACCACCAAUGGCGUCCUUCAGCUUUGACUGUUCCAAACCGCUCAAGCAACAGCCAGUCUCAGCCAACUUCUCACUUCCUUCCGCAGCCAGCGUUGCCUUCUCGGGUGAGACAUGCCGCAUCACAGUCGAGCCUCUCAAGUCCGCGUACUCUGGUGGGUUCGUUCUCCACCAGGAUCCUGCAUUCAGGCAGGACAUCCAAGAGUUGUUCGGCCAUAAAUACCCUGCGGGUAAGUCAGAGACCAAGUACUACAGUCAGAAGGAUGUGCCACCGGUUUACAAGGCUGCAGAUGACGAUCUCGCGGUCUGGAGGGCAGACGGAGGAGCUGAGAACGUGGGCAACGACAGUGGUGGAGAGGGUUGUUUGGAGGACAGGAUGAACACUUUGGAGGAUAGGAGCCGAGAAAACUUCUUGGAGAGGUUGCGUUACAAGCUUUUCAACGAAUGA